GAAUCUGUAGUUGCAGGUGAAAUUAAUUAAUAGCAGCAUUAGACCAAGUUUUUAUAAGGUAGAGAGCUGUGCGCGUGGCGAUUUCUGCCAGCUAUUUCCGGGACUGUGCUUGCCGUACGGUGACGUUUGCGUUUGCUCCAAAAUGUCUCUAGAGAUUAAAGGAGUACGCAACACGAGUUUUAUUUGCGGGUUGCCUGUGGGAGGGACCCGGACGCUCCAGGUAUAAACUUUGAGGUUCGGUGCGUAUUAUCUUGAAAAGAAGACACCAUGGGCCUAACCAUCAGCAGUCUGCUCACUCGCCUUUUUGGCAAAAAGCAAAUGAGAAUCCUAAUGUUGGGACUCGACGCAGCUGGAAAAACUACCAUCCUGUACAAGUUGAAAUUGGGUGAAAUCGUUACUACAAUACCAACCAUUGGAUUCAACGUUGAAACUGUUGAAUACAAAAACAUCUGCUUCACUGUGUGGGAUGUCGGUGGCCAAGAUAAAAUUCGACCACUCUGGAGGCACUACUUUCAAAAUACCCAAGGACUCAUCUACGUUGUGGACAGCAAUGACAGGGAGAGAAUCGCUGAAGCUGAACGAGAACUUGCCAAUAUGUUGAAGGAAGAUGAACUACGGGAUGUUGUACUACUCGUCUUUGCUAACAAACAGGAUUUACCAAAUGCUAUGUCUGCAGCAGAGCUAACUGAUAAGUUAGGUUUGAAUUCUUUGAGAGGUAUUCAUUGGUAUAUUCAAAGUACUUGUGCGACCCAAGGACAUGGCCUCUAUGAGGGUCUCGAUUGGCUAAGCAACGAACUUGCUAAAAAGUGAUAACUUUAAUUUUGAAUAUGCAUAACAAGAUCGUCGAUUCAUUUGUCAGGCAUGGACGUAACUAAGGAGGAUUUGGAUCUUGUAGAAUUUUAUUAAUCUACAUGACCAUGUUAAUAUCAUCUUUGCCUUUCAUUCAGGCUGUAACUGUCAUAAUUGAAUUUCAUAUACAAUCAGUUCAAAUCAUUGUGAAUACUUUAUACUUUAUGAAAUACUCUAAUUGAGAUCAUCCGUACUCUAUCGAAAGUAUAAAUAAAAUAAUGUAUUCAUCUCUAUCACCUAGAGAACUCAUGCAUCGAAGAUACAACUAGGUCUGAUUAUAAAGAUGUCUAUGUUAUAUGAAAUCCAUGUUAUGUUGCAUACAUGAAAACUCAUCUGAAUGUGACGCGUUAUAAGGCUAUAAUCCAAAAUUUAAUUAAUAAUGUUUGAAUUAAUAUCCUUUUUGCACUUCAUCCCUGAUUGAACCACAUCAAUAACUAUAUAUAUUUUAUUAAUAAAAAGUAGCCUGCGCUAAUGAUGUAUCAUUCCACUUAUCAUUUAUAUUUCUUGGAGAAAUAAUAAAAAAAACAGGAUCUAUAAUGUAUCGAUGUAUGCUGUAACAAUUUUAUUUUUUAAAUGAUACAUCUCUGCAAUGUUUCCUACUAUUCUGAAUAAUCUCAUAUACCGAAUACAUCUAUGGGAUAAAGUAUUUGUACCAAUUUUGAAAAAUCUCUAUAUCGAUAUGCAGAAGCUUGCGUGAUUUUUCUCCACGUCCAUGCCGUCUUUUUAAGAACGACAUAUGGUGUAGAAUUCGACCUUCAUACACGCAGACUGUUUGUACUAUGAUUAAAAAAAUGAAAUGUAAGAAUAGUUUAAUAUUAACACAUAAGGUUUGAAGAGGAAUAUUUGAAAAAUUUUAAUUGAAUUCGCACGGAUUCCAUUCGGGAUCCAUGCAUUCAUUUAUAAUGAAGAUAACGGUUAGUAUUUUAAGAGUGCAAGCCUCUAAGCCGAUGAGAAAAUAAAUAAAGUAUAUUAUACCAAA
Messenger RNA from Cephus cinctus (wheat stem sawfly), 1828 nucleotides. It is a transcript of the gene Arf102F, whose product is annotated as ADP-ribosylation factor 2. Gene Ontology annotation, molecular function: GTP binding; GTPase activity. The record is from RefSeq and is a predicted model, not a curated record. Gene Ontology annotation, biological process: vesicle-mediated transport; intracellular protein transport. Gene Ontology annotation, cellular component: cytoplasm; plasma membrane. The coding region runs from base 268 to 810 and encodes 180 amino acids. The transcript is spliced from 2 exons. NCBI's taxonomy places the organism in Eukaryota, Metazoa, Arthropoda, Insecta, Hymenoptera, Cephidae.